Drosophila serrata is the source of this 735-nucleotide messenger RNA. It is a transcript of the gene JTBR, whose product is annotated as jumping translocation breakpoint protein JTBR. Gene Ontology annotation, biological process: mitotic cytokinesis. Gene Ontology annotation, cellular component: membrane; midbody; centrosome. The record is from RefSeq and is a predicted model, not a curated record. Lineage: Eukaryota; Metazoa; Arthropoda; Insecta; Diptera; Drosophilidae.
AGAUUAAUUGUUUUGGUCUUUCUCUGCCUUCUUGUUCGUAAACAGCGAACUAGUUCCAUUGUACCAAAUGAAUUUUUCGGAUAUAUCGAUUCUAUCGUACUUACUAGGUACCCGAGAUUCGAGAUGCUGGAAAACUGCCAGAGACAUCACAUGCUCCUUGGCCUUGGAGCGCUGACAAUUGUCACCAUUCUAGUCCUGAUAGUGGAGUCGCGUUAUGCUGCCGAUGGACCCCGUCGCAACAGGGAGCAGCAGUUCAUCAUCGAAAACAACUCGACCUGCUGGCGGCACGAGAAGUACACCGUGGUGCAGGAGUGCCAUCCUUGCAGCGACUUCGACAUAGUUAGCCGGAGCUUGGGCGUCUGUAUCCACACGCACUACAAGGAGCUGCUGCGCUGCCAGAGCGGCGAGAUCGUGACCAAAAGCUGUGACCGUGUGGCUCUCAUCGAGCAGCGUAACUUUGUGAAGUUCGAAGCUCUUUGCCUUGUUGUCGGAGUGCUGGCCUAUUUGGUCAGCUAUGCCCGCGACCGUGUCCUGUCUAGGCGGAACUACAUGCGAAUCGAGCGGCAGCUAAAUCGGGUGCAAUAGGUCUGUGGUCCUGGCCAACACCCACCCACCCAUGUGAUACUCAUUGUUGUACGGGAGGUACAUUACAUUAUUUAAUUAAGUUUAAGUACAUACACUUGAAAUACCUUUGUUAAAAUUCAUUUGCUAAUACUAGAGGGUACUGAUAUUGCA